UUGUUGUUGCCUCUUUUUGAAUUUCUUUUUGCAAACGGUUGUUUGCCCUAGUGUUGUUGUUAUUUGGGAUGUUUUUACAAGUUUUAAGCAAAAAAAUGUAAUCAUUCGUUAAAUUUGUCAAAGAGUGCUGCUGCUGUUUUUUUUUUCUUGUGCUUGUGUUUGCGCGCUGCAGUUGUUUGAAAUUUCAAAGAAAUUACACAAAAAUUCAUAAGGAAAAGAAUAAGCAGCUAAAUUGAAAAUUUUUGUUUAAAAGGAGUUAAAAGUUGUAUUUUUAAUAACUUUUUGUGUGUGUGGAGAAAAGCAAUAACUUUUAAAUUAUUAUUUUUUUUGUUAAAUUAAUUCACGUGUUGAUUUUGUUAUAUUCGUUCGGUUCCUUCUUUUUUUUGAAAUAUUUUUUGUUGAACAAUUUCAAGUUUUUUUUUUUUUGAUCACUGUGUGAUAGAUACAUAUCAACUUGGAAAAACAUAAAUUUUUUUGUUGUAAAUAAAUAAAAAAAUUGUCUAUAUAUUUUGCAUCUGCCGAAGCAUAAAGGUACUAAGGAAUUGCUAAAAAUGGCCGCAAAACUGGAUGAUAAAUCUUCCGAUAUACCGGAGCGUCUGUAUGAUUCUACAAAUAAUAGAACCUUUAAACGUAUGCGUUUCUUUGGAAAGGGUGGCUUUGCAAAAUGCUAUGAAAUCAUUGAUGUGGUGACAAAUGAUGUGUAUGCCGGUAAAAUUGUCUCCAAGAAGCUGAUGAUGAAACACAAUCAAAAAGAGAAAAUGACUCAAGAAAUCACUAUACAUCGUAGUCUUAAUCAUGCAAAUAUUGUAAAAUUUCAUGGUUUCUUUGAGGAUAGUGCCAAUAUUUAUAUAGUUUUGGAAUUGUGCAAGAAAAGGUCUAUGAUGGAAUUACAUAAACGUAGAAAAACUAUAACAGAAUACGAGUGUCGUUAUUAUAUUUAUCAAAUAAUACAGGGUGUUAAGUAUUUACAUGAUAAUCGUAUAAUACAUCGUGAUUUAAAAUUGGGUAAUCUAUUCCUUAAUGAUAUGUUGCAUGUGAAAAUAGGAGAUUUUGGUUUAGCCACACGCAUCGAAUAUGAGGGUGAACGUAAGAAAACUUUGUGCGGUACACCUAACUAUAUUGCACCCGAGAUCUUAACUAAAAAGGGUCAUUCGUAUGAGGUGGAUAUAUGGUCUAUUGGUUGUGUUAUGUACACAUUACUAGUGGGUCAACCCCCAUUUGAAACUAAGACCUUAAAGGAUACUUAUUCGAAAAUUAAGAAAUGUGAUUAUCGUGUCCCUAGUUAUUUGCGUAAAUCUGCUGCCGAUAUGGUUAUUGCCAUGUUACAAUCAAAUCCUGAAAAUCGUCCUACCAUAGGAGAUCUUUUACACUUUGAAUUCUUAAGCAGCUCACCAGUGCCUACAUUCUUGCCCAGCUCUUGUCUAACAAUGGCACCACGUCUCGAACUCAAUGAGACCAUAGAUCAUGAGGCUGCUCAUCGUAAACCAUUGAGUGAGUUGAAUGGCCUUAAAGAUGAUACACGUCUAGAGUCGACAUUCCUUAAGAAUAAUCUACAUGAUGCCAUAACGGCUUCGGCUCAGGCUUGCCGGCAUAAUGAAGACUAUCGCAGUGAUAUACAAAGUUUACAGCAACAGAUUACAAAUCUAUUGAAUGCUAAGCCCCGCUUAUUGCAAGGCAAUUUGGGUGAUGAAAAUACUGAUCCUGCUGCUCAGCCGCUGUUUUGGAUUUCCAAAUGGGUGGACUAUAGUGAUAAAUAUGGUUUUGGCUAUCAGCUGUGUGAUGAGGGUAUUGGUGUUAUGUUUAAUGAUACCACUAAACUUAUACUAUUGCCAAAUCAAAUCAAUGUCCAUUUCAUCGAUAAAGAUGGCAAGGAAUCCUAUAUGACUACCACCGAUUACUCAAAAGCCUUGGAUAAGAAAAUGAAAUUACUUUCGUAUUUCAAACGUUAUAUGACUGAACAUUUAGUUAAGGCUGGUGCCAAUAAUGUCAACUUUGAGUCUGAUCAAAUCUCACGUAUGCCACAUUUACAUUCCUGGUUUAGAACCACUUGUGCUGUAGUCAUGCAUUUAACCAAUGGCACUGUACAGCUUAAUUUCUCGGAUCAUAUGAAAAUCAUUUUAUGUCCACGCAUGAGUGCCAUAACAUAUAUGGAUCAUGAAAAGAAUUUCCGUACUUAUCGUUUUUCCACUAUUAUACAGCAUGGCUGUUCCAAGGAUUUAUAUCAGAAGAUACGUUAUGCUCAUGAAAAACUUAGUAAAAUGCUGGAGAAAAUGUUCUUUUAAGUGAAAUAAUUGUUUAUCUCUCUCACUUGCUGUCACUUUUCUCUCCCUCACUCUCUAUCUAUCUCUUGCUCUACUGCUCCUUAUGUCCCGCCUGUUAUGUCUUUUAUGUUUUACCUUUUUCUUUAAAAUUAUUUUCUUUUAAGUUUUAUCCAUAAUUGUUAAACAUAAGAAAUUAAUUAUUUUAACUUCCAUCAAAAAGUGAAGUAAAUUUUUUAACUCUCUUUAUACGCUUUCUUCUCCUAGUGUCUUGUUAAAUUUUAUUUAAAAAGUUUAUUUUAUUUAUUUUCAUUCAUAUUUUUCUUUGUUUAUUCGCUUCAUGUUUGUGUUUUUUUAUAAGAAAAAACAUUAAUUCAUAGAAGAUUUUCAUGUUAAAA
Messenger RNA from Lucilia cuprina (Australian sheep blowfly), 2656 nucleotides. It is a transcript of the gene polo, whose product is annotated as serine/threonine-protein kinase polo. Gene Ontology annotation, biological process: regulation of cytokinesis; mitotic cell cycle; protein phosphorylation. The transcript has 6 exons. Bases 552 to 2282 code for a protein of 576 amino acids. The record is from RefSeq and is a predicted model, not a curated record. Gene Ontology annotation, cellular component: nucleus; cytoplasm; spindle pole. NCBI's taxonomy places the organism in Eukaryota, Metazoa, Arthropoda, Insecta, Diptera, Calliphoridae. Gene Ontology annotation, molecular function: protein binding; protein serine/threonine kinase activity; ATP binding.